Molecule: messenger RNA, 1026 nt
Organism: Procambarus clarkii (red swamp crayfish)
Lineage: Eukaryota; Metazoa; Arthropoda; Malacostraca; Decapoda; Cambaridae
Source: RefSeq, a predicted model, not a curated record
AUGGAGGAGGAAGACGGGGCCCACGGAGAACUGAAGCUUCGCAGAUAUACGAGCAUCGUAGUUAUCAGUGGAAGAUCAUUGCCUAGUAGGGGCAGAGAACGCCGUGUGAACAUCAGAGAACGCCGUCAGAACAUCAGUGAACGCCGUGUGAACAUCAGAGAACGCCGUGUGAACAUCAGAGAACGCCGUCAGAACAUCAGAGAACGCCGUGUGAACAUCAGAGAACGCCGUGUGAACAUCAGAGAACGCCGUCAGAACAUCAGUGAACGCCGUGUGAUCAGAGAACGCCGUCAGAACAUCAGAGAACGCCGUCAGAACAUCAGAGAACGCCGUGUGAACAUCAGAGAACGCCAACGCCGUGUGAACAUCAGAGAACGCCGUCAGAACAUCAGAGAACGCCGUCAGAACAUCAGAGAACGCCGUGUGAACAUCAGAGAACGCCGUCAAAACAUCAGAGAACGCCGUCAAAACAUCAGAGAACGCAGUCAGAACAUCAGAGAACGCAGUCAGAACAUCAGAGAACGCAGUCAGAACAUCAGAGAACGCAGUCAGAACAUCAGAGAACGCAGUCAGAACAUCAGAGAACGCCGUGUGAACAUCAGAGAACGCAGUCAGAACAUCAGAGAACGCCGUGUGAACAUCAGAGAACGCCGUGUGAACAUCAGAGAACGCCGUCAGAACAUCAGAGAACGCCGUCAGAACAUCAGAGAACGCAGUCAGAACAUCAGAGAACGCAGUCAGAACAUCAGAGAACGCCGUGUGAACAUCAGAGAACGCCAACGCCGUGUGAACAUCAGAGAACGCAGUCAGAACAUCAGUGAACGCCGUCAGAACAUCAGAGAACGCCGUCAGAACAUCAGAGAACGCAGUCAGAACAUCAGAGAACGCAGUCAGAACAUCAGAGAACGCAGUCAGAACAUCAGAGAACGCCGUGUGAACAUCAGAGAACGCCGUCAGAACAUCAUAGAACGCCGUCAGAACAUCAUAGAACGCCGUGUGAACAUCAGAUCACUGUGUGAACACUAA